AUGCCGACUAUGGCGUCGCCGCCGGCAUCGUGCCUCGCCCAGCUGCUGGUGCUCGUCAUCUGCUUCGCCGCCGCCGCCGCGGACAAUGAGGAUUCCAGCCUGAAGAACCAGACGUUUCGGGAGGCGCCGCAGUUCUACAACUCGCCGAGCUGUCCGGCGGCGCUGAGGCCGUCGGCGGCGGCGUCCUGCUCCCCCGACGCGCUGGUUCACGUGGCGAUGACCUUGGACGUGGUCUACCUGCGGGGGUCCAUGGCGGCGAUCCUCUCCGUGCUCCGCCACACCGCCUGCCCCCAGUCGGUGCAGUUCCACUUCGUCGCCUCCUCCGCCGUUGACUACCUCAACGCCACCAUCGCCUCCUCCUUUCCCUACCUCUCGUACAGAAUAUACCCCUUCGACGGCUCCCGCGUCGCCGGAUUCAUCUCCACCUCCAUCCGCGCCGCCCUAGACAGCCCCCUCAACUACGCCCGCUCCUACCUCGACCGCCUCCUCCCCACCGACGGCGAUGGCUGCCCUCGGAGGGUCGUCUACCUCGACUCCGACGUUAUUCUGGUGGACGACAUCCUCACUCUCGCCGCCACGCGGCUGCCGGAGACCGACACAGUGCUGGCGGCGCCCGAGUACUGCAACGCCAACCUCACGGCCUACUUCACCCCUUCCUUCUGGUCGAACCCGGUCCUCUCUAUGACGUUCUCGCAAGGGCGACACCGACAGCCCUGCUACUUCAACACGGGAGUCAUGGUGAUCGACCUCGACAGGUGGCGGGCGGGGGACUACACGGAGCGGAUUGAGGAGUGGAUGGAGCUCCAAAAGCGGAUGCGCAUCUACGAGCUGGGCUCGCUGCCGCCAUUCCUGCUCGUUUUCGCCGGGAGGAUCGCCGCCGUUGACCACCGGUGGAACCAGCACGGCCUCGGAGGGGACAAUUACAGCGGCCUGUGCCGGGAACUUCACCCGGGUCCGGUGAGCUUGCUGCACUGGAGCGGCAAGGGGAAGCCGUGGGCGCGGCUCGACGCAGGCCGGCCAUGCCCGCUCGACGUCCUCUGGGCCCCCUACGACCUGCUGCAGACGCCCUGCGCCUUCGAGGACUCGUGA
This is a messenger RNA of Spirodela intermedia, 1089 nucleotides long. The record is from the annotation of a GenBank genome assembly. Lineage: Eukaryota; Viridiplantae; Streptophyta; Magnoliopsida; Alismatales; Araceae.